UGCAUAAAUUUGUCUUCCACCUCUCUGCAGUCCAGACAGCUUAUUCCACACAAAUCUCUUCUUUUGUUUCCUCAAUGCUACCAAAAGCCUCACCUACCGAUUGUGCCGCCUAUGAGAAAGAAUUCUAUGAUGCUUGUGACAACGCCGACGGAGAUAAAAUCAUGAGCUUUCUCGGCCACGCAAAACUCUCUUCCGAGACUCUCUGCAAAGGAUUCGAAUCUGCGUGUAAGAACGGUGAUCUACGAAAAGUCAAAGAGGCCCUCGCCAGCAAGCAACUCCCUACGGAGACUCUCAAAAACGGACUAUAUGUCGCCACCUUUAACGGACAUUUGGAUAUCGUGACCGCGCUCUUCAAGGCCCGCGUGCCCAGGACACCCCUAUCAGUAGGCGCUCUCAGCGUAUCUCAAGACCCGCGCAUUAUUCGUCUCUACUUCGAUCGUGGCCUGAAACCCUCAAAUUGUAAGACGAGCCGCGGCGAGCCUCUUCUACGUUUUGUAGAUGCCGCCUGUGCCCGCGAGUUCCUUGAGAGGGGUGUUGAUCCCAAUCGUUGCGGUCCGAAGAAGAUACCCCCCCUCGCCAGCGCCGUUGAGAGUGCCUAUGAAGACGGCGGAGCUCUGUUCGACCUGCUUGUCGAAUAUGGAGCCAAGAUAGAAGGUAGCCUUUUCUUCUACGCUAUCAAUCGGAGCUUGUCGAAUACAGCUUUCAAGACAAGAUUCCUUCUUAGCAGGGGUCUGAAUCCGAACGUGACCUCGGCGGAAUGGGGCACGCCUUUACAUUGCGCCGUCCAUUUCGCCAUGCAGGAUGUCAUCCAAGUACUGCUAGACGCGGGUGCCGAUCCUACGAUGCGAGUAGAGUGCAGACAAUUCCCUAACGAAACUCCCGCGGAGGUAGCCGAGUUUAUGAGGCAGUCUGAUCCUGACGAUGAGGAGGAAUUUAGGAGGGUGCUCAAUCUCCUCCCAGAUGCCCCGGUCGAUCAAAAUACUUCUCAAACUACUUUAUCUGAGCAACCUACCGAUGGGAGUCAAUUGGAACAAACGAAAAUGAACGCCAAGCGUGUGCAUGGAUCAAACCCGGUGCAAGCUCAUACUGAAAAGCGGAGUAUCCAGGAUGCCACAGAGCCUACCGAAAGGAACAUAAGAACCAAAAAACAGCACACUGCUUCCAAGAGCUCCCCGAAGAAUGUAUUCUCUCAGGAUAAUAUCAGCAGUCGAACACGGAGUCGUACCAAUGUUGUCCCUUAG
Molecule: messenger RNA, 1241 nt
Organism: Aspergillus melleus
Lineage: Eukaryota; Fungi; Ascomycota; Eurotiomycetes; Eurotiales; Aspergillaceae
Product: ankyrin repeat domain-containing protein
Exons: 2
Coding region: 75-1241 (388 amino acids)
Molecular function (GO): protein binding
Source: RefSeq, a predicted model, not a curated record